Parathielavia appendiculata is the source of this 1440-nucleotide messenger RNA. RefSeq lists its product as uncharacterized. Lineage: Eukaryota; Fungi; Ascomycota; Sordariomycetes; Sordariales; Chaetomiaceae. The transcript has 2 exons. The record is from RefSeq and is a predicted model, not a curated record. The coding region runs from base 1 to 1440 and encodes 479 amino acids.
AUGAAAAUUCCCCAACCCAACCCUGCACCCAAGCUUGCACCACCCUCAAAGGAACAGGGCCAGAAUGGGGACGGAAACAACCCCAUCGUCUCCCUCGACCCAACAACACCCCUGAACCCACAACCCUUGAUAGCCGACAUUCUCCGCACGAGGUACUGCAUGCCAAGCUCGGUGUUUCUGGUCGAGUCCAUCGAGCGGAAUAUUCCCGUCUCAGAUCUACUACUGCCUCCUGCUCCGGAAGAUGGCCACCAACCUGGCAGUAGGAUCAGACGGCUAUAUCAUCGUCACCGUAGGCCAAUGAGGACGGUGAGAUUGUUACUUGGCGACGGGGAGCUGUGUAUCCAGGCGUUUUGCAGAGGCGAGAUUCAUCGGUUUGUGGAUUCGGGGAGUGUGUUUGAAGGGGCGUAUGUGAGGUUGGAUAGGUUUGAUCUAAGGUUUGUGGAUACGAAGGAAAGGGGGAAGACGGUGUAUUUGGUUGUGGAAGAUAUGGUUACAGUCGGGUGGAAUGAGGCGUAUAUGGGUAUUCUAAGGAGGGAAAAGGAGGAGAAGCAGAGGGCUGCUGUGAAGGACCAAACGGACAAAGGGGUUGUUGAAGGCGAGGAAGAGCGGGAAGGUGAAGAAGGGCAAACGUCUGCUCAGGAUGAUGAUAGCUUUCAUGAUGUGGACAGCGAGGAGGUUCUGCAGCAAAUAAUGGAGAGGAAGGCUACAACAGCUGCAGCGACCGCGCCAGCCAUUACCGCCGAGAUCCAUUCCGACAAUAAGCCGCAACCCCGAGCCGCACACCAAACCCCUAACAACGACUCCGACGAUCCAGACUACAUCUCCGACUCCGACUCGGCUUUUGAAACCCUUACCAUAUCCACCGAACGUGCCAACCAACGCCGCGUGCCCAUCACCAUUCCCGACCGGAGACAGCAACUCGAAGCAGCGAUCAUCAAGCAAAACCAACAACAGCAACAACACCGACCCUCCGCACCCAUCAUAACCCGCCCGCGGCCGUGGCUCCCAACAUCAGCCACCCAGCCCGUCAAACUGACCCCGCUCGCCUCCAUCCCCCACCUCCCGUACCGCCAAAACUGGAUGAUCAACGUGCUCGCCAUCGUCGUCUCCCUCGCACCCGUCGAGCCCUCGUACAUCGCGCCCUCGUUCCGGCAGCGCACCGCUCGGCUCGCGGACCCUAGCACCCCUGACAAGCACAUCCUCCUGACUGUCUACCUCGACCCAGACGAGUUUCUGCCUGAAGUUGGGAGUGCGGUGCUCCUUUUGGGGGUAAAGAAUCACCUUUAUGAGGGCGGGUCGUUGCGCAAAUAUGUCAGUGAUGGGUUGGUGGGCCGGGGCAGCUGGUGGGUUCAGAGGGUGGAUGAGCUUGGGUGGUGUCAGGGGGAGGUGGAGAGGUUGAGGGCGUGGUGGGAGGCCGAGGGGAGGGGAAGGGGAAGUUGA